UUCAUCAAAGAAUUACUAUUAACUAUACUCCAGUUGAAACUUAAAGAGGAAACUCAGAUAAAUGCUCUUUCAAGCCUCAAACUUGAAAUCGACACUCGGUGGCAGGUGGGACUCAUUUUGAGGACUUCGGUCGAAAGUCCAACCUGGCGGUUUAGGGCCACCGUAAAGUUUCAUUGGAAGUCGAAGGAAGUUGACCUAGCGCUUCGCUUACGAACAAUUGAGAAAGUUUGA
This is a messenger RNA of Acaulospora colombiana, 231 nucleotides long. The record is from the annotation of a GenBank genome assembly. Lineage: Eukaryota; Fungi; Glomeromycota; Glomeromycetes; Diversisporales; Acaulosporaceae.